This is a messenger RNA of Punctularia strigosozonata HHB-11173 SS5, 480 nucleotides long. RefSeq lists its product as uncharacterized. The record is from RefSeq and is a predicted model, not a curated record. The transcript has a single exon. NCBI's taxonomy places the organism in Eukaryota, Fungi, Basidiomycota, Agaricomycetes, Corticiales, Punctulariaceae. The annotation marks the transcript as partial.
UAUAAACGAGUUGAUCGUAAGGUAAAGCCAGUGCCUGGCAUCUAUCCAGAAGAUGCCAAAGUUAUUCGACAAUUCCCACAAGACCCGCUACUUAACCUCGUAAAGUUACCAACCCAUCCACCGGACUUCACGCCUACUACUCGGAUCACUGAAGAGCGCAUGAAAGGCAUGGAGGUAAACUCAGAUGGCUACAUGUGGCCGGAGGAAGAGAAGCUUAUCAAGCAUGUAUUGGUAACAAAUGAGCGAGCACUCGCUUUCGAAGACCACGAACGGGGAAUUUUCCGUGAUGAUUAUUUCUCUCCUUAUAUAAUACCGGUAGAACCGCACUCUCCGUGGGAGUAUCCAAACAUCCCUAUUCCUCCAGGCCACCGUGAUGAAGUCAUCAGAAUGCUUAAGGAAUUCAUAGCAAAUGGCGUAUACGAACCGAGUCAAGCAUCAUACCGUUCUCGAUGGUUUUGCGUGGCCAAGAAGAAUGGAAAA